Molecule: messenger RNA, 712 nt
Organism: Nomia melanderi (Alkali bee)
Lineage: Eukaryota; Metazoa; Arthropoda; Insecta; Hymenoptera; Halictidae
Gene: mRpL11
Product: mitochondrial ribosomal protein L11
Biological process (GO): translation
Cellular component (GO): ribosome; mitochondrial large ribosomal subunit
Molecular function (GO): large ribosomal subunit rRNA binding; structural constituent of ribosome
Source: RefSeq, a predicted model, not a curated record
ACUAGAUUUAUCUUUCAAUGUCGCCAACGCGAAGCAAUCAAAUGUACUAUAUUGUUUAAUACGUAAACAAAAGCAGAAAUUAUUUUAUAAAAGCUUACAAAAAUGUCUAAAAUAUUGAGAAAGGGCCAAAUGGCAAUGAAAGCAGCAAAAGUAGAUCAUUCUUCAAAAUUGCGAGUGAUUAUUCCUGCAGGAAUGGCAUCCGCCAAACCACCUCUUGGAUCACAACUUGGACAGAGAAAUAUAAAUGUAGUAAACUUUUGUAAAGAGUUUAACCAACGGACAGAAAACAUUAAGCAAGGUAUACCUCUUCCAUGUCGAGUGAAAGUAAAAGAGAACAAUACUUUCGAUUUAGUUAUACAUAAUCCUCCAGCUACAUAUUUUUUGAAACAUGCUGCUGGAAUAGAAAAGGGAAGAAUGUGUAAAGGCGAAAUAGCUGGUAAAAUAACAUUUAAACAUUUAUAUGAAAUUGCACGUAUUAAAGCAACUGAUCCACCCUUAGCAUUAAUGACUUUACAACAAAUUUGUCAAAUGCUUGUUGGUAUAGCACGUAGUUGUGGCAUUGAAGUUGUACGUUCAUUAGAUCCUGUAGAAUAUGAAGAAUUUAUGAAGCAACGAGAAGAGAAUGUAAGGCUUCGAAAAGAAGAAGCUGAAUUAUCUAAACAAACUAAAUUACUUAGGACAGUAUAAUUAGGGCUUAAUAUAUUAAACUAAU